AUGGCGGAAGCUGCCGGCGGGCCAGAGGAGGGAGAGCAUAGCCAGGAGGCGGAGGUCUCCCCGGCCCUCAUUGCCGUCCAUCCUCUUGAGAAAUCCGUCGUCGUCGCCAUUGGAUCGGAACUUCGUGUCUUCGACCUGGAGUAUGUAUCCGACAAAACGCCUAGACUUUUUAUCAGUCUGAAGUGUAUUCUAAAGUUCAUACAAUCAAUUAUUCGGAUUUUAAUUAUUAACGAGUUUAAUUCGGUGUGUAGUUUUUUAUUCACUAUCUGGAUUUUAUCAGCUAAUUCGGUGUGUAGUUUUUUCAUUAACAUCUAGUAAUAAGGUCGAUUGGAGCUGUGUUUCUUCUGUUACUGUUGUUUGACCUAGGAUUAUGUGGGGAAGGAUGCCUUGCCCUUGGAGAUUUUAAAGCGAAAAUGAUUUUACCUGGUUGGUUGACUGUAGGUAAUCGUCGUGGAUGUUGGAUAACUGCAGUUCGUUCACUUUUGGGCAAAUGCACCAGAUGUUUUAUAUCUCUGAUUCUGCACUGACGGAUACGUACGAUUAUUUUUUGUUUGCAAUUAUUUUUCUGAGCAGAGGAGACAAAGCGAUUUCUUUGUUGGAUAAUUCUGGCGGGCCACCCCACUCAGGGGAUGUAAAAGCAGUUGCCUUUGGCGCAGAGGGAAAUCUCUUUGCAUCUGCUGGGAAUGACAAGCUUGUCAAGGUUUGGGCGACCGAUUCAUGGAGCUGCAUACGCUCUGUGUAAGCUUCACUUCCUCAUCCCUGUUUUAUCAUCUUAUGCAGCGGAAUGUUGUUCGUUUUCCUCUUUGAAAUUUUCACAAUUACCAGAAGAUUAUCCGACCAAUGCUGAAAAGUGAACAUGUGCCAUUACUUCUUCGUUAGGUUCUGACUCAGAUUUGUAUUCUAACAUUUUCCUAUUAAAUAUGAAAACUAGGAUUUGGAUGAUAAUAAUUAUUGAAAUGCAUUUUCCAGGUGCUCUGAAAAGCGUCUCAGUGCAGUCGCUAUCAGCCAUGACGGCCACUUUGUAUUGUUUGCUGACAAGUUUGGAGUAAUCUGGAUAUUUAGUCUAGAUGUAGGAGACGACAAUGCAUCUGCAGAAGAGAAGGCAGUGCCACUUCUUGGUCACUAUUGUAGUAUUAUUACUAGUUUGGUAAGUGUUCAUGGUCCCAAAGAUUUUCAUUUCGUUUCUUCUAAAAAGGUAAUCUUUUUCUAUGCCUUAAUAAGGGUUUUUAGCUUGUUCAUUUGUUCACAGUGACGAUUCUAGGUUCAUACUCACGAGUAAUAUAACUAGUUUAUUUAUAGCAUUUUGGGUUUCAUAAUUAUUACUUUCAUGAUGCCGCUAAGCCAUAUUUCUGCAGAAAUUCUCACCAGAUGGGCAGUUCAUAGCCAGUGCAGACCGUGACUUCAAAAUCCGGGUAUCAGAAUUGUGUUUCUGUUUUUCUUUUACCCCUUUAUUUGACAUCUCUUCGUUAUUUUCUAGGGCCAUUCAUUCACUGAUGCGCUAAAUGUCAAUUUCCUGAAGGUCACUGUGUUUCCUAAGAGACCGUUGAAAGGAGCACACGAGAUUCAAAGCUUCUGCCUCGGUCACACAGAGUGAGACAUGCUCAGUUCUUAUCUAUUUGGUUUUCUUGGGAACUCAAUGCUCAGAUAUCACUUUAAUAGUUGACUUCCAACGGAAUUCACCGGUAAACCAGUGUAAUCUGUUCCCGGAGUCGAAAUUUCUCAAUGCAUUGAUCAACUAAAUGGACACAGAUAAUGUGUGGAGGCUCCCUAUUUUUCUCAGCCAGUGCCUUUGCUUCUCUACUAUAACACUGUUCUAUGGCCUUCUCUUUUCCCUCUGUGUGGAUGCUAACAUGGCUGAUAAUUGGAGGAUAUAUUUUAAACGGUGCCUGUAGUGCCCCUGAAUUUAGAUGCAUAUCGUUUUAUUCUCAUCAUCGUUUUUAUGUGAUUAAUGGCCGUUCUCCCCCUAUGAUUUUCAGCUUUGUCUCAUGUUUAGCUUUCAUUUGCGCCCAAGAUUCUGGCCAGGCCUUUCUUUUAUCCGGAAGUGGUGAUUCAACUGUGAGUUCAUUUAUAUACCUGAAAGUUACCUCUGACUCACCUGCUGACGAGGCCUUUGAAACCAGAGAGACUCAUGUUAUGAUAGUUUAACUUUUUCAGGUGUGCUUGUGGAACUUCUUAACUGGGUGCCUGCUUGAUACCUGUGAGGUUGGACUGAAGGUAGAUACGUCUUAUAACCUCUUCCAUUAAAGAUGGGAAAGCUUAUGGGUUAGCAUGGUAAAUGUGCCUUGUGUUUUUUCCACCCAACCUCUUGUGUUAGCAAGAUUAUACAGCCGCGAGUAUAUAUGCAUUCAAAUAUUAAUUUAGAAUGUAACCUGUGAGUAUCAAACAUGGGGGAGCUUCUUUAUAUUGUCUGUCAACCAUUAAUGGAUGCCCAUGCCCACUGCAUAGCCGAUACAAAGCUGGCCAUUCUUACUGAAGAUCCUCAAAUGCUCUUGCUCUCAGACUGCUCCUUGAUGACUCUCGGCUCUUCUGGUUAGCGUGAAAAAAAAAAGAUGAAGCAAAUUCGGGUUUUGUGGUAUAAAAAACUUAGGAAGAUUUUUAACUUAUGAACUAAUGUCAAGCUUGAGCUGCAGGGACCAGAUCAGCUUAAUCAUCUGAUUUGAGGAAACGUUGCUGAUCUGAGGUAAAAACUAAAAAGGCAUAUUUAACUUUUAAUUAUAAAGUUAAGAGGUCAUGAAUAAGAGAAAUGAAAAAAAUAAAUUCCCUACCAUAGAUAGUUCAGAAUCUAUGUUGAUGCCUUGUCUUCAAGUGGGUGUGCAGCCCAGAUUUGCUGCCAGGAUGUGUGAGUUGGUAGCCGGUGAAAGUGUUUCUCUGGUUCAAUCUUGGUGCCAACUAUGUUGCCUAGUUGAGCCUUUGUAAUCUGUGGAUUGAGCCCGACUUUUUCAGUGCAUCACAGAAGAAACUAUUCCCAGAUUAUCAAAUCUCAAGCUGUUCAGCUUGGUGCAGUCUGAUUUUUUGGGGAUUUCUCCCGUUGCUUUGCGUAUUCUGAGGUUUUAUUUUGUAAAGUGUAGCCUUAAACACUUGAACUGCUUGCUCGUUAAGGCUUUGAUUGAAUGAUUUGAAAAGCCUUUCUUUUUUUAUUUUCCUAUGGUGAGCAAUGCAUGAUUGUCACUGGGUAGUGUUAUACUCGGAGAAGAAAUAAAAAAAAAGAUGAAAACUAAGGAAGAGAACAAUCCUUUUUUAAUGUGUUUUUUGUGAUUCAUUUGACUGCGAGAAAAGUCAACCCUCAAUCAAUAUCAGCACAAUGUCCAAAUUCUUCAGUAAUAACACUGCAAAAGAUUCUCUUAUAUUGUUUCAUGUAACAGUUUUGGUCAACCCUUUCAACAAGGCUCCCAACAGAGAAGAGAUUGCCAUCUUCAAUGCUCUUUUUCUAGUUUCAAUUACUAUCAGAAGUUUGCAGCCAUUAUCUCAUCUAGCUAGUAAAGAUGGUUGGUCUGGAAUUUGGUAUAAGAUAUUAUUAGUAACUUGUGUUAAAACAGUGUCUGGAAGUGAUAGUAGCAUCUAGGGAAAAUCUAGAGUCAGUGUUUCCCAGAUCAUGGGUGAGCUUCUUCAGGUCAAACCUUGAGUAAAUGAAGAAAGAAAAUCGUCUCAGAAGCAGGAAAUUUCUUUCACAAAUGUUUAUAAGUUUACUUUUUUCUUUUUCUCGUCGGAGUUGUAUCUUCAAUGGUCUUGCAUAUGCUUUUAAAAGGCAGGAGUUCUGGGGCCCGAUCGAGAAGAGCAGAAUCAGAACACUGCAGCAGUCACCGAUCUAUGCGCCGCUCCCGACGGUUCCUUAAUUGCUGCGAUUGUUCAGGGGUAAAUCUCUAAUACUUGUUCCGAUUUCAAUGUCAUCAUCUUUAUCUGGCAGUCAACUAAAUUAGUCAAAACAAUUUUCUGGCAUAGAUUACACGGAGUGGUCCUCAUGAGGUGCAACUUCCCUGGUAAAAGUCUCAAUCUUGCUAGGGUAAGAAUUCCGAAUCUAUUAUAGCAAAUUCUUGGCCUCUUCUAGCAUGGAUUCCGAGAAAGUUUGCAGAAAUGUAGGGUUAAUUUGAUUGGAAAUUAUACUGAUGAUAGGAAAGUCUGGGCUAUAUGCGGUGGAAUCUGUGUUUCUUGGUCUCUUCUGGCAUGGGAUUCCGAGAACGUUCGCAGAAACGUUAGGGUUCAUCUGAUUGGAAAGUGUACUAACCAUAGGGAACUCUGGGAUGAUAUGUAAUGGAAUCUCUGUUCCUCUUCGAGAGCCGUAGACUCGUGUUUUUCGUCCUAUUUUUCCGGACGAUUCGAUCGAGAGAAUCGAUUCUCGCUCUGGUCUUGAGAUUGGAAGUAGCCUUCUCAGUAUCCUUACUUCCUUGGCAGGUCGUCGUCGUCGGUAAUGCCUUCGUUCCGACGAGCUUGGGGACGAGCUCUGCGGGAGAGAGAUUGUGGAUGGCCAUGGGAGCCUCGGAUCGUUCUUCUCGGAGUCCUGCGGCGGCCCUGACUCGGCUGAGAGUCGUCGAAGUGCUCGGCGCCGCCGCCGCCGGGGCUAGGGUCUUGGAAGACGGCGAGGUUCCCGGGGGCCGGAGGCUGCUCGGAGGGCUGCAGGGGCGGCCGGAGGUGGCCGGAGAAGAGGAGGAGUUGCUGGCGGCGGCGGCGGAGGUGGCGGCGGCGGCGGUGAGAGAUCUGCUGGUGAAGAGACAGUACUCGGUGGAGAACCGAGAGCUGAGGAAGAGGAGCCGCAACGACAGGAAACAGAAACAGGAGCAGCAGCAUCAACGAGGGAGGGACCUACACUGUUGA
This is a messenger RNA of Spirodela intermedia, 4809 nucleotides long. The record is from the annotation of a GenBank genome assembly. NCBI's taxonomy places the organism in Eukaryota, Viridiplantae, Streptophyta, Magnoliopsida, Alismatales, Araceae.